AUGGCCCUGGGGAAGGGGAAGACCUGCCUGCUGCCUGGGGUGGCCCUCUGCCUGCUGCUGGGGCCUCUGACCGGUGCCAGGCCAGUGCAGGACGAGGGAGACCCGUACGCCGAGCCGCCGGCCAUGCCCUACUGGCCCUUCUCCACUUCUGACUUCUGGAACUACGUGCAGUACUUCCAGACGCUGGGCGCCUACCCCCAGAUCGAGGACAUGGCCCGCACCUUCUUCGCUCACUUCCCCCUGGGCACCACCCUGGGCUUCCACGUCCCCUAUCAGGAGGAGUGAGCGUCCCCGCCCGGUGCCCUGGCCACCAAUAAACUCCUGACUUAAAAUGCACAACAA
Molecule: messenger RNA, 342 nt
Organism: Pteronotus mesoamericanus
Lineage: Eukaryota; Metazoa; Chordata; Mammalia; Chiroptera; Mormoopidae
Gene: OTOS
Product: otospiralin
Exons: 3
Coding region: 1-285 (94 amino acids)
Biological process (GO): sensory perception of sound
Source: RefSeq, a predicted model, not a curated record